This is a messenger RNA of Chionomys nivalis (European snow vole), 5381 nucleotides long. It is a transcript of the gene Tmem229a, whose product is annotated as transmembrane protein 229A. Bases 613 to 1719 code for a protein of 368 amino acids. Lineage: Eukaryota; Metazoa; Chordata; Mammalia; Rodentia; Cricetidae. The record is from RefSeq and is a predicted model, not a curated record. The transcript has a single exon.
GCCCCACAGUUCGCCUUCACACCUGUUAGGGGGUUCUCCACUCUCGCCACCAACCCAUCGGCAGCCCCCCGCAGCACUUUCCCGGGGCCCGCAGAGAUGGCCAGAAGGGACUCGGAGGCGCGCAUGGCCUUUCGGAACCGACCCCUGUGAGCCUUGGCGCUGGAGGCUGGGCGGGGCGGGGGCCACGGAAGGCGGGAGAGGUCGAGCCGAGUAUGGGAAGGGCCGGGGGAAGGGCCGUCUCGGCUCGCGUAACGCUGCCGGAGCCUGCGGCAGAGGCGGCGGGGCUGAGCAGUGGAAGGGAUGGAGUUGCCACCAGUCUCGGCUCUCUUCCCCGCAGCCCCGGCAUCACCUCCCCUUGCCCGGCCGUGCCACUCCUUAGGCCGCGCAGGGUGAUCGCGGGAGUGGGUGGGCAGCAGCUCGCCCUGUACUGGAGAGGAGGGAGCGGCGGGGCAACGGCAAGGGGACUUUUAGUGUCCCGGGCGACCCACGCGUCCCCCAAGAGCCGGGAGACCUUGUUCCGGAUCGAGCUACGCACGAGUCCCCCGGGGCACCGCCGGCGGCCGGGAGGAGGUGCGGGGCUCAGCCGCUCGGUCCUAGGAGCCCGAGUAGCCCAUGGCGGGCAGCGACGUGGCCUGUGAGGGGCCAACGAGGAGGGGAGGCGAGACCCGGAGCCCCGGGGCUCCCGGGGGGCUGCGCAGCCAGGCAGCAGCUAGUUGCCCCGAACCGCUGUCCGCUACUGAUGCUCCGGCGGAACGCGGAGCGCUGCCCGCCUGGAUGCGCCUCUACUUCUACGGGAUGCACGGCAUCACCCUGGACGUGCUGGUGUCCUCGGCCAGGCGCUUCGCCCGCAGCCUGGAUCUGCGGAUGUUGGGCUUCUCGUCGCCCUACCGCUGCCUCCUGCACUCGCUCACCCACUUCGCCCUGGAGCAGCUCUACCUGCAGCGGCCGCGCUGCCCCAGCGCCUUCCUCUUCAAUUUCCUGCUUUACCCCUGGGCGCACGUGGGGUUACAGACCCUGGUGGGCCAGGCACUGCUGCUCAGUCUAGGCGGGCCGGGGGGCGCGGCGGCGCCGGGGGCGCUCGACCUGGCGCUGCAAUACGUGCUGGCGCUUUACCAUGGUCAAGUGUUCCUGAAGCGCUUCCUGCGUUUGCGGUACCCGCGGCAGCUCCAGCAGCAAACCAGGGACACACUACCGGCAGCCCCGGAUGCCCGAGUCCUUUUGGAGGCUGGAAGCGGGCGACAAGGACCCCGGAACCCCAAGGGCGCAGAAGGAGCCCCCAGCCAAGGUCUGCCAGACCUCCUCCGCUUCCUUUUCUUCGGAAUGCAUGGCUUUCUGGAUGAGAUCUUCUUCACCUUCUUCUUCAAUGUUCUGGGGCAGGGGGACGGAUCCAGCAGUGGGCACACAUCGCUCUGGUCCUUCUUCAUGUAUGGCAGUUGUAGCUUUGUGGUUGAAAAACUCUACUUCCACCUUCACUACAGCCGUGGCUGGGGCACCUGGAAGAGGGUGCCUAUCUAUGUGAUCUUUAUCUAUGCGUGGGAGUUGUCCUGGGGUCUGGGGCUUCGCAUGUGUGGGGCCUGUUCCUGGGACUAUUCUCACUAUCCGCUCAAUUUCAUGGGCCUCAUCACGUUGAUGUAUUUACCUGGUUGGCUAUUCCUUAGUGUGUACCAGGACCUACUGUCCAACGUGUUGUGGAGGGUGCAGUAUGUUCCAACAAACUAAGACUGGAAAAUAAGAAGAAAAGAAAGGAAGGAAGGAACCUGAUGAUUGGAUGCGAUUUAUUUUUACACAUUUAACACGAGGUGGCUUUGUUUUCAGUCUUUUAAUUUUUAUACACUUUACUAAGCUCUUCCAACUUGUUUUACUUGAUGUUUCAGUUUUCCAGAUUGCUCGGAAUCUAUAUGUAAAGUUCAGUACUUUGAGGUAUUACUCAAAACUAACUCAAAUUGUUUAACUCAUCAAUAAUUUAAACCUUUUCGAGGGCAAACAACUAAACCACUCUAUCUUAAACAUCAGAAACCGGUAAUAGUCACUGACCCUCGACGAGUGAUAACCACUUAUUUUUCUGUUCUUCCGUAAAUGUUUUCAGAUCAGAGACCAGUGAUUUUUACAAGUUCCUGAUUUAAUGAGCUGUUUACUUUCUUUGUAAUGCAAUUUCAUUUUGCUUUCUUGCCAUGUUGACCAAUGGCAGCUGAAAAAAAUCUAUGUCUUGUAUGUUCUUCAGAAACUUCAGCCACAGCUCUUAAAGUGCCUCUGUCUAGUCUACACGCGAGAGGAAGACCACAAGGGUGAAAACAUCCUAUGAACACAUUUUAACAAGAGCAGUCUUUUGUGUCAGCUCCAACAGGUGACACUGUGUUGGUGACAUUUGGUCACUGUCUUGGAAAUGAUUGCUUUCCAACGUUGGCUAGCCUUAAACACUAUUUAUGUUAACGUCACUCAGAACACAUGUUAUCUAAACUUUUCUAACUGUGCAAUAACCUACAUGUUUGCCCUAGAUGCCCCAGGGUCAAGUGAAAUUAUACCACCUUCAAUGGUGUUCUAACUCUAAGGCCCCUUUUUCUACAUGGAGCUUCAAAUAUAGAAACAGUAUCUUGGAAUAAAAUGAAUCUGAAUUCUCCCUCUAAUUACAUUAGGCCUAAUUGUUUUCUCUAUUUACUGAUGCAUUUUCACAUUAUUUCUCCCACAGUCCCCUCCCCCUCACACUCACACACUUUUUUCCUUUCAGGCCCAGAAUUUGGGGUCAGGCCCGACGUAGUAAUGCACCUUAUAAAUGCAUGAGAGCUUUGGACAGCUUAUGAUUAAUUAAUGUCUAAAAGCUCCAAAGUUAAAUGAGAUGAUGGAAGCCAUUCUAAGAAAUUAUAUCUAAUUGAUUAAUAAUGUACUCUGAGGGUGUUUGUUGUUUUAUUGUACUCAGAGGAGUGAGUGGAAUAGAGCGCGGUUCAGCCAAGGAUGACUAAUAACCUCUCAGCUUGCAGUUCGAAGAUAAUUAGGAAAACUUAGAAUGCGUAUUAAUGGGUUUGAAUUGUCCAACUGCCUGUGUUGUAAAAAGGGAUGGUUUCUAUUUCCAAAAGAAAGAAAGAGAGAGAGAGAGAGAGAGAGAGAGAAGGAAAGAAAGAAAGAAAGAAAGAAAGAAAGAAAGAAAGAAAGAAAGAAAGAAACGUUUGCUAGGAGAAUAGCAAAGAAUGUGUGUUUAGGUUUGAUGUCAGAUGCAUCAGAUUUGAUGCUCUAAUCCAUCCUGUGAGGUUGUGAGCUAAAUUAUAAAUGUCACAGAGUCAACCCCACUUGUGAAAUGGAAAAGGGCAAGCUAAUUGCUCUCAUCACUCACAACUUAAAAGUAAGCUCCAUACUUGCCAAAGGUUUUCUCUUGGGUUCUUUACGACGCUCUGUAACAGGUCAACAGUUUCUGAAAAUUACUGGUUACUGGAGGGUAAAAUAGGGAAGUAGAGACAGGAGAGUUAGGAAGAUGCAGGACGAGAUAUUUGUAAUGCAAAUGUGACACUGCACACCCCAUCUUCCUGUGAAUGUCCACUCAGCUGCUUGGCUGCUGAAAUGCUUACCAGUUUGUUCCAACUCUGUCCCAUCUCACCUCCAGCAUAAGCUGCUAUCAGAGCCACUGAGAAGCCUGCUAACCUCCUCUGCCUCAGAAAUCUCCCACUUAGGAACACCUGCCUUUUUAUUUUCUUUUUAAUUCUAUGCUCAUCAACGGGGUAAAGUAAGGUUUUCAGACAUUGGACUUAUUCAGAAAAGAGUUAUCCAGCCUCCAGUAAUUAGUAGACGCUUCUCAGGACUGUGUAUACACAUUAAUAAACCAAAAAAACUCUGUCCUUAUAAAGCUGGAAAUGGACCGUAUUGAUUCUGUAAAAUUGUAAUCCUUUUUUCUGUUUGUGUUUUGGUUUUUGCUGUUGUGGUUUUUUUCAAGACCACUGUUUCUGUAGUAGCUGAUGAGCAACCGGAGUUAGAACUCUCAUCAGUCCUGUCCCUGGAACAUAACAAUCCAUUCUUCCAAAAAAGUAACAAGACUAACAGCCCCCCACCCCCUAGCUCCACAAAGUGUCAGCAGUGAAUACAGGAAAUGAUUAGGCUGGCUGGUAACUCAGUAUAUUAUCUUAGGGCUUCUCAUUUUGUGUUUGCUCAACUUCUUAAAGCAGGCAUUUUGCUGUGAUCUUUGACCCUUCAGGAUAAGGGAACCAACAAAUCAUUUAACUUUGUUAUUAUUAGUAGUUUAGAAGAGGAAAUAGUAAGGCAGUAUGGUAGAUAAUAUUUAAAUAGCAUUUGCUCUCUGACAAAACUUCUCUAAUAUAUAUAUAUAUAUAUAUAUAUAUAUUAGACAGAUAUUGAAUUAAGAACACAUCCUUACAUUCUAUGCCUUAAGUGAAUAUACAUACAGUAUAUAUUUUAAAUACAUAUUUAUGUAUGCAUACAUAUUCACUUAAACUUGCAACAACCCUGCUUUUACAGAUGAAGGCAAUAAAACUGAAGCCCAAAUGGAUUCAGUUAACUACUUGAGUUAUACAGCUUUUGAGCAUUUAUAUUUGAGUUAGUGGAUGCUGGACUCCAAUCUGUUCUUAACAGCAGUUUGAUUGUGCCUCAGUCUACUGGCCUCAGUGAUUUGGAUCUUGUCUGGGCUGUUCUUUCCUUGACUGAGAGAUACACAAAUAGCUGUAUAAGAGGUAUACUUUGUUUGCAAAAGACUCACGUUGGUCUUUUUUUAUUAUGUGGUACAUAGCAAAUGAAUUAAUAUCAGGAUACAUAACUGACAAUCGGCCUCCUUUUACUCCAUAGAUAAUGCCUUUAUAUUAAAAAAGUGCUCUGAAAGGAAGUUCCUCCUAUAAACUAAGAUAAUAUGCAACAUAAAAUGCAAACAUUAUAUGAUAAGAUUCAAGGUAGGUCAUUAUCACAAGCUAUGAAUAUACAUAUAAUUAAUCACUGCUAAACAUUAAAUAUUAUAUUUAGAGCAGAUAUUGUAAGGACUAACCCCAAACGUGAGAAAAUUUGUAGCCAGGUGUAUUAGCACACAACUGUAAUCCCAAUAUUGAAGAUGCUAAAGCCGUAGGAUUGCAAAUUUGAGGUCACCCUAGGGCACAUAAUGAUAUCUUGUCUUUACAAAAACACUAUUUUUUACAAAGACAUAUAUCCUGAAUUCUACUGAAGAAAAAAUAUUCUUGGUAGAAAGACAUAAAAGUAGCAAGUGUACUUAAUAUGUACAAUGCUGAGAUUUCUUUUUAGAAGUAUUUGAAGUUUUAAGUAAAUCCUAUUGAUUUCUGUGAAUCUAAAGAAGAGUAUAUGCUGUUGAAUUUUCAUGCGAAUAAUGAAUACAGAAGUACAGAUAUCAAAGGAAAACUCCAAUAAAGUUGCUAACACAUUGUGUUAUUUCAAACAUU